Danio rerio (zebrafish) is the source of this 1663-nucleotide messenger RNA. The record is from RefSeq and is a predicted model, not a curated record. NCBI's taxonomy places the organism in Eukaryota, Metazoa, Chordata, Actinopteri, Cypriniformes, Danionidae.
CAUAUGCUUAUUAUUUCCAGAUCAGAUCGGCACAAGUCGUCUUCUGUAUGUUGUGGGACAGCCGAGAGAACACGUCUUGCCGUGCGUCUCCUUCCAUCACUGCUAGGUUUGUCCUGCCGCCCACGACCUCGUCUGUCUCAGAUUAGUCUGAGCCUUUUCCUCUUCAGUUUAAUGUGGUUUCCCCGCUUGUACCUGCACUACUGUAGCCAGUGGAUCUUCCUGCAGACUCAACAAAUCCCCAUCAACAGAUUUUGGUUGGGAGCACACACAGUGGAUCUAGUCUAUCAGGGUUCGCUGUUGACUACCCUGGAGGAGGUUCUGGUGGUGCUGCUGGGCCCCCUGACCUUGAAUGCAGCUACGCUACUGCUGCUCCUGAUCAGAUGGGGCUGUCAGCUAGUGUUUGGCUCACCGCCCUCUUUCCUGUCAAAGUUUAUCAUGGCUGCGGCAGCGUGGACAGUGCUGGACCCUCUGGCGGUCUUCGCUGUAGAUGCCAUCCUGGGGCGUUUGUUCUACAGUUCAGAUGAACCAUUAGCGGAUGCUGCCAAGCUCUACUGGCAUUUUUUUCGGACAGAGCAGUCGGGCACUGCAGGCAUCAUCAUAACAUUAUUCCUCUACGCCGUCCACUGUAUCCUGUCCUUCACCUUUCUUUAUGUAUACUUCCUCAGGCUGCACAAUGAUGGAAGAUUGUUAGAUAUCUACCAACGCCUCCACGGCACUGAGAGAGAGUUCUUUGUGCCACACGAUAUGGAGGUCUCCAACCAGGAGCUCGAUUACAUUGUAAAGAAGGCAGAGCAAUGGAGAGGCUUCAACGGAGAGAGACGUAAGGUGGCAGUGUAUGACUACAUCUGGACGGAGGAGGAGCCUGUGGAAGGACUGGCACCACCUACAGGCACACCCAAUACCGGAUGUGAGACCAGCACCCAUGUAUCCAUCUACACACUGCAUCUGAGCGGCCUGCGCCAACAUUACAGACAUUUCCUGAGACAACCGGAUGGAGCCAUUAUACAAGUUAUGGAUGAUUCUGACACUAAUGCAUUUCAAACAUCAGAGGUGUAUGAGCAACACGAGAGGAUGAAGAGUGAGACACAUCUUAGAGAGAGGAAGGGCAGAAAAGCUGGUUGGCGUUCAUGCAGGGUUGAGCCUUUGGGAGGAAGUGACUCAAGCAGUGGAAUUAAAGGGCAAAGAGAUUUGGAGGUCGGUGGCCUCUAACCAUUAUUUGGAGCUUGGGCAGAUCCUCAGCGGAGCUCCGAUCAAUCUUUUACCUGGGGAACGAGUGCUGCGUAUUUCUAUCACCAUUCUAUUGAUUUUUCCAUGUGCAGAGCCCUUAUGUUAGAGAGAGAGGUGUUUUCAUGUGGACACCACAGAGAAAACGCAGCCUGCAGCGCACACACAUUCAUUUAUUUAUGCUUGCAGACGCCCGUUGGCUCAGACGACUGCAAAAUGCACACAUCGGCAUAUUUAGCCGAUUUUCUGAUCUCACAUGCACAAGUCCAAAAGGCCUAACAUAUGAGCAGAAACUUUUAAAUUCAGAAAGUGAAUGCCCUUUCUUUCAUUCACUUCUUGUCCCACGGAUUCACUUGUGCGUAGUGGUGAUUUUCUGUUAUAUUCUCUGUUAGUGUUUUUUUUUUUUUUUACUGUGAUCAAUAAAAGUGUAAUGAUCCAA